AUGAUCAAUCCGUUCAGGAAGCGCAAGCCCAAGAAAGGCGUCGAUACCACCAUCCCCUCAAGUCCGCCUCCCACAGACUAUGCAAGCUUUCCAUACAACUCCAGUUUGCCUCCUCGUCCAGGCAUCUUUAUCGCCUCUACACCCGCUUCAUCGCGCCCGUCGCAAUCUUCUCAACAACAACAACAACAAGCGACAUCUUCAGCCGCAGCAGGGCCUUCGUCUCCAUCCGCGUCAACUGCCCACCAACAAAGCUUGGAUCACGUCCUGCCGCCCACAUCCGACUAUCGCCAAUCGCUCAUCAUGCCUCACCUCACACGCAGGUUCACCCUGCUUCGCGCCCCCGAUGGAUCACUCGUCUCACCGGAUGCGAUGCGUGCUCAUCUGCGUGCUCAACGCGCUCGUGCAAGAGCCGCCAACCUCGCCAUCGGCUCCAGCGGCCCCAACAAGAUCCACUUCCUAACCGAAGACGAGGAAAACGAGAUUAUCGAUCAGCUUAAGGCACAGGCACGCGCAGAGGGUCGUGACUUUGAUCUCGAGCGCUCCAGUAAUGUAGCUGCUGCCGACUCGUGGCGCAAUGGCUAUGCCGCUGGCACCGACGGCUUUGGCUCUUGGGGUCCCAUCUCCAGCAAUGAUCCAAACAAGCUUUCCAGUCUCGCCGACACGCUCGCUGAUCUCUCCUUCAGUCACGAUCAGAUGUCUCCACAAUCCAGGAAGCCCGGAGGUAGCUUGUUCAGCGGCAGAAGUGCAGAGCGUGACCAAGCUGCCUUCCGAACGAUCAAGAGGGAACGCAACAUCUCGAAGCCUGAUGACCCUCCUCCUCCCUCGAGUUCGGCCACUAUAUCAUCUCAGGACACCGCCCCCUUCGACGAACGUCAGCACUCGGACGACACCGCUCGCCCAACGUUGCACGACGACCUUCAUGACAGUCCCAUGCCAGGAGGCUUCGCUGCCAGACAAUUACCCUCAAACACGCCGCAGCCAGAUAAUGCGUCAAUCGCUUCAAAAUCUCUUCUGCAGAUCCCAGGUCUGGGCAACGCUUCACGGUCACGCACAUCUCAGGACCCAAACCUGCUCACCACUCUCUCUCCCGAAGCCUUCAAGCGCGUCAGCACUGCGCUGGAUGAAGUGUUUGGGCUGAUUGCCUCCGAGCGUGGCCCCUCGCCAAGCGUCACUGCUACAUCGACCCCCGAGGACAACCAUAGGCCUCCGCGCUCAUCCUUCGACAGCGACACCAACUCCUUUACCUCUGCCGUGUCCAACGUGCGUGCCCUUGAUGCCAAACUCCUUGAUCCGGGGCUCGCAGGUCAGAGCACGCGCGAGCAAUCCAACCGAGACCAAGACGAAGAUGAUGAGUCCGCAGAUCGCACCAUCACGGUCGCGCAGCCCAGCCUGGACGCUAGUCAAAUCGAAUACGGCCGUAUCGCCGUCGCCUCUCCACUUCCAGGCCCGGUUCCGGGCGCCCUUCCAUCACCUCAACACGACUCUGCAUCCGACAUGCCCGAGUCACACACGUUGACGGGCCUUCCGUCGCUAGUGACAUCGGACAGCACACAAACCGUCCGCGAUACCAGCCAUGAUGCCAUAGUUUCACCAACCGGCCCAGCUUCUCUCACCGCGCCUGGCUCUUCUCUGCAUCUUUCGGUCUCGGGUCACUCGGUGGCCGACUCCACACUCUCACAACCAUCCGAACGAAGCUCAACUGCGACAGCCACUGACGCACAACCGCAGUCAACGCGCGUUGUGUCCACCGCAUCUACCAUCGAGGCACCCGUGAACCGUCUCAACGACCCAUCAGCUCGUCAAGAUUCGAUUGCGGCAGCCUCGUCUUCUGCACGCGAUCCAGACGCCUACCAGCGCUCGCUCGGUAGUCCGAUGCAAGGUCCAGCUUCUGCCAGCAGCAGCCGGGCUCAGCCUGUGCACCCGUUCCGCACACCAGAGAUGGACUCCAACGCUUUCGCUGCCAGCCCCGCUCAAUCCACCUUAUCACGAGGCGACUCGAUCGUCAGCGCCAGCUCGGUCAAGUCUAGCUUCACCGGGCCCUCUGCAACCUACCAAGGCUCUCACAGCCGCAAGUCCUCCGCCGACAAGCUUGCCCUCGCUCGGUCCAUGGCACCUCAUCCACACCUGCGUGAACAACCUUCGCUGUCAAGUGUGCGACGCAAUUACCGACAGCACACGCGAUCCACCACAGGCUCUUCCGAGGGCAGCCUGCUUGGCGGACACGCAUCCCGCAGAUCGUCCGGUGCCAUGAGUCCUCCACCUGUCCUGAGUCGCAGUGCUCGUUCUCCCAGCUACUUCCCACCGCCCUCAUCGACCGCGUCCAUGCACGACUACGCGUCCGGCUUCAAACCGCCUUCCGCUGUUUCUCCAGCUGCCGCUGCUGCGCUGCAGUCCAUGGCGAGUCAGGCCAACCACGCGACGCAACCGAUGCAGAGCAACGUCAUGGACGCUUCCAACGCUCUGCGUAGUGCCCAGAGCUUGCGGAACUCGGCCUCUACCGAUCGCAGCGCAGCAGCGUCGCCUCACGUACCGAGCGCUGCCGCCUUUGCUUCGGGCAGCGACCGUGCCGCUGCUACGAGCUCUCCAGAGACCGGUGGCACUAGCAUCAGCGUGCACAAGCGAAGUACGUCACUUACCAAUGCCACCAAGCCUCUUGCUCUGGCGCCUUCUACACGUAUCUCUGCUGUCGAAGACAGCUUGUCGCCGACCUUGUACGCUCCAAGGCCUGCGCCGGCGCCCUCGAUCGCAAUUCAGUCCACGAUGAAUGGUCAUGGGCUGAUGCCCCAUCCGCCCUCGGAUCCGGAGCAGGCCAGCAGAUGGCGGGCUGUUUACGGUACCAAGGCUGCUGACUCUGUCAGUCUUCGCGCCUCCGCUGAGGACGUGUCGACCGAUCCGAACGAGGAGGAGGAUGAUUUUUGGGCCAAGAUGGGCUCGACACCCGGAUCGAACAAUGCCGAGCGUCCCAUCUCCAACUUCCCGCCGAGCAUCGCUGAGGAGCGUCUCGCAGGAACCGGCAUCACUUUUGACCAGAUCGCAGACUUCCAGGAUCGUCUGAUCAAGACCGCAAAUGGAGGCGAAGCGGUGCCUCCGCUACCUCGCAUCCAGGCCGACACGCGACAUCAGAAUCUGCACCAGCAGCAAAAGUUUGCAGAGGCUAAAUCUAAGGGUCUUGCAUCGCCCAACCUGGUGCUUGGUUCGGAUCUUUGGGGAUCGAAACCAGUAGAGGAUGUUCAGGCGACGAGUCCCACCUCAUCUGCUGGACCGAACAUAGACACUAUCGACACAAGUCGUGACGCUCCAGUGCGAAGAAGCUUCGCCAGCUCCCUGUCACGCGAGCCGCCUGUUUCGCCUCGAGCCGUCAUGUACGAUGUCACGACGAGCCAUCGGCCCACCUCGCCUCCACUACACAGCCGCAACGGCUCGCUCAACGGUCUGCCUAGCCUGCUGGAGCUGAAUGGCUCGCUUGGAGAUCGCAACCGAGAUUCGUUCUCGCUGUCACAAGCGGUUGCUAAGCCCUCGCGUCUGCCAAGGCACCCAGCAUUCCAGACGGCCUCGAUCGCCGAAGACCCUGACUCGACCCACGAUUCACAGUACGCUGCUGCGCCUGCUAGUCAGGUGCAAGAGCAUCCGUACAACGCGGGUUACACGAGCCCUUCGUUGCGUGACAAUAGCUUCACCUUCCCUCGCAGUCCGAAAGCGGCCAAUGUGGGCGACUCACCGCGACACAAGGUACAGCCGUUUCCCCCCGAAGACGUAUGGGAUCGCUACGGCCCGCAGCAGGGAGGUGCGACGCCGGAUCUGUUCGACACCAGCAUGAGCCCAGAUUCGAGCUACCUGGGAUCGGACCCAACCCGUCUGUUGGAUGACGUUGCCGCUCAGACCAGCGCUGCCACCCGAGCGCUCAAGGGAGCCCACGACGGUAUAGCCCCCACACCGCCCUUCCGGACAAAGAGCAUUUCGCGCAAGAAGUCAUUCAAGAAGGUCAGCAAGCAAAUCUCGUCGCCGCAGCUCAUCUCGACCACGCAGAAGCUUGACCAUGCCACCCAGAUACCUUCUGUGCUCGACACGCCCAGUGUGUCGAGUACGACGAGCAAACGCUCAAAUCGGUCGCCAGGGUGGGGCAGCCUCGGUAGUGUUGGGUUUGAUGGCUCGCGCGGUCACGCCAAGGCCAGCCCGUCGGGUGCUUCGCCUAUGGGCAGUUUCGGUAAGAGCAGCGCAUACUUUCAUAGGCGCAGAUCUAGCUCUUUCGGUCACGAUGCCAGGCCCAACGUCAACCUCGGCACUCCAAACGGCAACGUGGACGGAACGGCUGCCUCUCUUGAGCAAAGCAGCAGCAGCAGCGGCGAUCGGGCUACGGAAGUUCACCCGAACCAUCCGUACAUGAACGGCGGUGCCAACGGCGGAAGCUUGUCACGUCUGUUCUCCAAGAUCAAGAAUCGAAAGAACGACCAGGCAUUCGGAGGAGCGACGAUCGAGCCCUUCCCGCCGGAGUUAAGUGCCGCUGCACGUGCCUCCGAGAUUUAUGCGAAGCAGCAGCAAGCACCAGUGACUCCGGAGAUGCCUUCGUUGCCGCCCGUGGAACGCUCGACGCCCUGGACACUGCCCAGAAUGCCUUCAUCGGCAUCGUCGACCGAUCGAGGAAGCAGCCUGCGCUCACCUACUUCGCCGAUCUACACCCUGCCGAUCGACUCGACGAGCAUGCAGCGCUCCAAGUCCAAGAAGAAGCGCACGCCUAUUGUGCUCAAGCGCGAAUCAGAGGUCAUCCUGCCCGGCGAUGAGGGCUACCUUCCUACGGCGAUCAUCGGUCGAUCGCCCGAACAGCGUGCUGGGGAGUUCCAAGCGCAACAGGCGGAGAGUCAGGCCCCUUUGGACGCUGCACAUGAUGCAGGAACGACGACGGCCGCAAACGCAGGUGGCAGUGAGCAACAAGCACAGCUUGAGCGGUCGACGGAUACAACGUUGGAAGCGGAUGCCGAGCGAAUGGACUACUGCCAGAGCCGCAACUCGGGCGCGCUUGCACCGCCGGCUGCUGCAGCUGCGGUAGAAGAGGACGACAAAUCCACGACGCCGCGGCCCACGUCGCCUAAGUCGACCGCUGCCGCUGCUGCUGCCGUGGAUGAGCCGCCAGAGGACGCAGACAAGACGAUCGACGAAGACGCAGACACAACGCUGCUAGCUGUCGAGCAAUCCCUUCCAAAAUCAGACGAAGAAAGCGGCGCACAAGCACAUCUCCGAGAACGGCAUGCUCAAGAACAUGCUCGCAAAAUCGGCGCCCGCAAGUCGCUGCGAGACACGAUCGUGCGCCGAACCAUCAUCAUCCCGGCUGGGAUCGAUUUCGGCGAUCAGCGCCGCUCGCUGUUCGGCUCGAGUCGUAAAUCGCGCCGCUUUGCUGCAGCUGAAGACGAACCAGUGCCGAACAGUGGGGAUGCGUCCAGGAGUUUCCUUGCGGACUCGCCUGCUGUGCGGAAUAGUGCUGCGCUGCCAAAGCUGGACGGAGAGGGGGAACAAUCGUUGAACGACGUGGAGCAGCAAGCGUCGCAGUCGCUGUCGCAGGAGGUGGAGAGCGGGAUGCCGCCCAGUGCGAGCCAGACGCUGCAUCCGGAUUCUAGUGCGGUCGAUAGCACGUCGCGGUCGAACCGAGCCAGCCGGGUGGAGAGCUCGUACGCAGGCAGCCUGUACGAUAUGUACAUCGGCGGCGGUGGCGACAACAACGUCGUCGAAUUCGGUAGUCCCGGGUCGGAUGUGUAUGAUCUACCCGUCUCAGGUGCGCCGCGAUCCGGUGUCCCCGCUGCUUCCCGUGCCUCACGGAUGCCGGAGACGCGACGUCACAUCGAGGUGACCGAACGCGCGGACGGCAGUGUCGUUUGGCAGGUCAUUGCCGGCUUGGCGGCGGAUCGAGGCAGUGUGUAUUCGGACUUCGAGCCGAGGCACAGUCGGCACCUGAGCGAUGCGAGUGCGGGUGCGGCGGGAUUGCUGGAUGGUCCGCCGUUCAGGACUCCUGCAGGUUUGACGGACGACGAUUCGAGGAGCUUCUUUACACGGCCGAAUGCGGGUCGUGCGGUGGGGGCAGUACAGCAUCACCCGGCGUUUUCGUUGGACACUAAUGAGCCGUUGCCUACGAGGCAAGCUGGCAACGGUGCCAACGGGCAGAGGGCAGGACAAGACGUGUUUGAGAUUGCCAACCCCUCCCCCGUCGACAGGAACCUAUUCAGCCCCAGCACCAGUGCCGUCGAGUCCACGAGCCUCGACAGUACGCACGACCCUACCGCCCCGGUCGCUACGUCGGCAGUGGCGACGCCCGCGGCAUCCGCUACACGGAUCGUCUACCACAACGACGCACAGCUCGCAUCGCUCUUGGACGUGCUGGCGAAGGGUAAAGAUUCGGCCAAGUUCGAAUUCCACACCGGCCCGCGCUCUGCGCAUCUUUAUCGACAGAGCGUGAUGCCCAACGGCGAAGGAGGACACACUACUCAGGAUACAACCAUGUCUAGGGAGGUGUGGGAUAGCAGCGGGCUGUUGGACGCAAACGACAUCGAGUCACAUCGCAGCAGAGUCGAGGCCGAGAUUUACACCUUGUUGAAUAGGCACGCCGUUGUGGGUGGUGGCGAGUGA
This is a messenger RNA of Sporisorium graminicola, 6612 nucleotides long. RefSeq lists its product as uncharacterized. NCBI's taxonomy places the organism in Eukaryota, Fungi, Basidiomycota, Ustilaginomycetes, Ustilaginales, Ustilaginaceae. The transcript has a single exon. The record is from RefSeq and is a predicted model, not a curated record. Bases 1 to 6612 code for a protein of 2203 amino acids.